GUUGGUAGUUUGUGAUUGUGAUAAAUAUGGUUGCAGACUUGCAGGAGAUUCGGACUCGAAGUGAGGUGGAUCAGGUUGGCUUGCUGGGACAAGUUUCAACAAUGGAGGAUUGUUCUCUUCCGCAGGAUUCUCUCUUCCUUGGAUUUGAUAGUUCUACUCAGUCACUCAAGGCGACGGUUUUAGACUCCAACCUCAACAUUGUCGCUUCAGAGAUAGUGCAUUUCGGUUCUGAAUUGCCCCACUACAAGACUAAAGAUGGAGUCUACAGAGACCCAUCUGAAAACGGCAGAAUUGUGUCUCCCACUCUGAUGUGGGUGGAAGCUCUGGACCUUGUUCUUGGGAAAUUUGCCAACUCCAAGUUGGAUUUUGAAAGGAUUGUCGCUGUUUCUGGUAGUGGUCAGCAACACGGAAGUGUCUACUGGAAGAAUGGCAGUUCUGCCAUAUUGGCAUCUCUGGAUGCCAGUAAGCCAUUGUUGGAUCAGCUUGAGAAUGCAUUCUCCAUAAAGGAGUCGCCGAUAUGGAUGGAUAGUAGCACCACCGAGCAGUGCAAGGAGAUAGAGAAAGCUGUUGGAGGUGCAUUGGAAUUAUCCCGAAUUACAGGGUCGCGCGCUUAUGAGAGGUUCACAGGCCCACAAAUCCGGAAGAUAUUCGAGAAGCAGCCAGAUGUGUAUCGUGAGACUGAGAGGAUCUCCCUCGUUAGUUCCUUCAUGGCAUCUCUUCUUAUUGGAGCUUACGCCAGUAUUGAUGAGACUGAUGGAGCAGGGAUGAAUUUGAUGGAUAUCAACCAACGUGUCUGGUCUAAAAUUGCUUUGGAGGCUACGGCACCAGGUUUAGAAGAAAAGCUUGGAAAAUUAGCACCUGCCCAUGCUGUUGCUGGUUUCAUUGCUCCCUAUUUUGUGGAGAAGUUCCACUUCAACAAGAAUUGUUUGGUUAUUCAGUGGUCUGGAGACAACCCAAACAGCUUGGCAGGUUUGACCCUUAACACUCCUGGGGAUCUAGCAAUUAGUCUUGGCACCAGUGACACGGUCUUUGGGAUAACCAGUGAGCCCCAGCCUAGUUUAGAGGGACAUGUUUUCCCCAACCCUGUUGAUACAAAAGGUUACAUGGUAAUGUUGUGCUACAAGAAUGGGUCUCUAACUCGUGAAGACAUAAGGAACCGGUUUGCAGAACAAUCUUGGGAGGUAUUCAACAAGUACCUGGAGAAAACAACUCCUCUUAAUGGUGGAAAGUUGGGAUUCUACUACAAGGAGCAUGAAAUUCUUCCCCCUCUUCCAGUUGGUUUCCAUCGUUUUAUUCUUGGAAACUUCACGGAUGAUGCAAUGGACGGGUUGAAAGAACAUGCGGUGGAGGAAUUUGAUGCUCCUUCAGAGGUACGAGCAGUAAUUGAAGGUCAGUUUCUCUCAAUGCGAGCUCAUUCUGAAAGAUUUGGGAUGCCAUCUCCUCCAAGACGGAUAAUAGCAACUGGUGGGGCAUCAGCAAAUGAGAGCAUUCUUAAAUCAAUAGCUUCCAUUUUUGGCUGUGAUGUCUAUACAGUCCAAAGGCCAGAUUCUGCUUCCUUGGGUGCUGCGUUGAGAGCAGCACAUGGUUGGCUUUGCAACAACAAGAGCUGCUUUGUGCCCAUCUCAUCCAUGUACAAAGAGAAGUUGGAAACAACAUCUCUCAAUUGCAAGCUUUCAAUGGCAUCUGGAGACCCUAAACUCUACUCCAGAUACACUUAUUUGCUGAGAAGGAGAAUGAAGAUUGAGGACAACCUUGUUCAGAAAUUGGGGCGCUGGUAGAAUACACAGCAUGGUGCAGUUACCCAUAAAUUAAGGAUAACACAGAGAAACUACAACUAAUUCUUUUACUAAUCAUAAAACCAUAAAAACAAUUUUAUAGGUAUUUGAAUGAAUUGGGCUCUUUUAUUUAUAUUGCAAUUUAUUUUUUACAUCCUGGUUCCCUUGAUAAAGUCGAAUGGCAAGACUGAACACAUAAAGUUGGAUUAAAGCUUUGUUGAGUAA
Molecule: messenger RNA, 2000 nt
Organism: Nelumbo nucifera (sacred lotus)
Lineage: Eukaryota; Viridiplantae; Streptophyta; Magnoliopsida; Proteales; Nelumbonaceae
Product: xylulose kinase 2-like
Biological process (GO): xylulose metabolic process; D-xylose metabolic process; phosphorylation
Cellular component (GO): cytosol
Molecular function (GO): D-xylulokinase activity
Source: RefSeq, a predicted model, not a curated record